Molecule: messenger RNA, 549 nt
Organism: Brenthis ino (lesser marbled fritillary)
Lineage: Eukaryota; Metazoa; Arthropoda; Insecta; Lepidoptera; Nymphalidae
Source: the annotation of a GenBank genome assembly
AUGGACGACUCAGACCUUAAAAUUACUGUUCUCUGCUUAGGACCAAAAGGUUCUGGGAAAACAACUCUAUUAAAAAAACUUCAAGAAGCAGAAGGAAUAGACUAUACAUAUAGCCCAGUACCGACUAUUGGGACUAAUAUAUACGACGUAAAUUAUAUAAAUAAACAUGGUAAAAAGCAAGUGUUAACUAUACGUGAAGUUGGGGGAGAAAUGGCUUCAUUAUGGAACAAUUACUUUGAUGGUAUUGAAAAGGUUAUAUUUGUAGUGGACACUUCAAACUUGUGUCAGAUCUCAGCCGCUGCUGUAAUGCUGUACACUCUGCUAGCUGAACCGAAACUGAAAAAGGCAAAGUCCUGUCUAUAUCAGUUUAUUUUAGUGUUAAGCAAAAUGGACGCAGCGUACCGUCAAAUGCGAAAUGAAGCACUUUUAAUGUUACAAUGUGCAAGACUCUCUACUGAAUUACAAAACGCGCCGAUUGUUCUAGAAGCGUCUCCUUUAACCGGUGAAGGUUUGGACACCCUACGUACUUACAUCUCAGAGAACAAACGU